Messenger RNA from Varanus komodoensis (Komodo dragon), 1664 nucleotides. It is a transcript of the gene CASQ2, whose product is annotated as calsequestrin 2. Gene Ontology annotation, cellular component: sarcoplasmic reticulum lumen. The record is from RefSeq and is a predicted model, not a curated record. Gene Ontology annotation, molecular function: calcium ion binding. Lineage: Eukaryota; Metazoa; Chordata; Lepidosauria; Squamata; Varanidae. Gene Ontology annotation, biological process: regulation of cardiac muscle contraction by regulation of the release of sequestered calcium ion. The transcript has 10 exons. Bases 208 to 1158 code for a protein of 316 amino acids.
GGUUUGGUCUCCCAGCUUCUCCUGUCUGUCUUUUUGCCUUUGUCUUCAAAGAGGGGCUGUUAGUUUGCUGUGUCUUGCUCCCCAGUGAUUUCUAUUUAUCUAGAUGGAUUCAUAGGAAAGCUGGUACCCAGAGAGCUGGGUUUCUGCAGCCUCUUUCACUGGAAUCCACUUUCCCUUCUACAGAUAAAGAAGCAAGGACACACCAACAUGAGGACAGUUUGCUGGAUUCUGGCAGGUUUUUAUGUGCUGACCUGCUGCAGGUCAGAAGGAGGACUGGACUUUCCUACCUAUGAUGGAAAAGAUCGAGUGAUUGACCUGAGUGAGAAGAACUACAAACAGACCUUGAAGAAAUAUGAUAUGUUUGGGGUGCUGCUUCAUGAGUCCGUGACAUCUGACAAAACUUCUCAGAGACGUUUUCAAAUGACUGAGAUGGUGCUGGAGCUUGCUGCACAGGUCCUAGAAGACAAAGCCAUUGGUUUUGGGUUAGUGGAUUCCAAGAAAGAUGCAAAACUUGCCAAAAAGCUAGGUUUGGAUGAAGAAGGAAGCCUAUAUAUUUUUAAAGAGGACCACAUCAUUGAGUUUGAUGGGCAAAUGGCAGCAGAUGUUUUGGUUGAAUUCCUCCUAGAUCUGAUGGAGGAUCCAGUGGAAAUUAUUAAUAACAAACUGGAGCUACAGGCCUUUGACCACAUGGAAGAGGAAAUCAAACUGAUUGGCUACUUCAAAGGAGAAGAUUCGGAACAUUACAAAGCAUUUGAGGAUGCAGCUGAACACUUCCAGCCCUACAUAAAGUUCUUUGCCACCUUUGACAAAGGGGUGGCAAAGAAAUUGGGACUGAAGCUAAAUGAAGUGGAUUUCUAUGAGCCCUUUAUGGAUGACCCAGUGCAUGUCCCUGACAAACCAUAUUCAGAAGAAGAACUGGUUGAAUUUGUGAAUGAGCACCGAAGAGCCACGCUGCGCAAGUUGCGUCCGGAUGAUAUGUUCGAGACCUGGGAGGAUGACCUGGAUGGAAUUCACAUUGUGGCAUUUGCUGAAGAAGAUGACCCUGAUGGCUUUGAAUUCCUGGAGGUUGUCAAGCAGGUUGCCAAAGACAACACUGACAAUCCUGAUUUGAGCAUUGUAUGGAUUGACCCAGAUGACUUUCCUCUGAAGAUCCCCUAACCUCCAGAACAGAUUUUCAGAGGCACGGAGGUGGAAAUAAGCAAACAUUGGAAUGGAAUUACCAAACAUUUCCAAUGGAAAUGUGGCACACCACUUUUUCAGUCUCCCUAAAAGGAACAUUCCUUAAAAAUGACCAUCCACAAAGUCUUUACGUUUCUUUGCCACUUUGCUGCUAGAGUCCUAACCAACUUCUGCUUCUCUGAGAACAAUGCUGGAUGCACAUUCUGUGAUGAGCUUCAUGUGCAACAGUGAAGAACCAGCACCUGCUUGCCUUUACCUAAGACCACCCAGACAUCUGCCUAUCAGCACCAAAUCCAGGUGUACUUCCAGAUGAAGAGCUCCUAGUACUGCCAUUUAGAAGACACUGUGUAGCUAUUUCAUCCUAAUGUAUGUUCUCUGGUGCAAAGAUGGAAGAAAUGGUAGAAAAACACAGUAAUGUUACUAACAGACAAUGAACCUAUAAAAUCUUGUGAAUAAAGCAGAACACAUUACAUGAUAAUGCCUCA